This is a messenger RNA of Dermochelys coriacea (leatherback sea turtle), 2683 nucleotides long. It is a transcript of the gene IL23R, whose product is annotated as interleukin 23 receptor. Gene Ontology annotation, cellular component: signaling receptor complex; membrane; external side of plasma membrane. The transcript has 15 exons. Gene Ontology annotation, biological process: cytokine-mediated signaling pathway. Bases 189 to 2639 code for a protein of 816 amino acids. The record is from RefSeq and is a predicted model, not a curated record. Gene Ontology annotation, molecular function: cytokine receptor activity; cytokine binding. Lineage: Eukaryota; Metazoa; Chordata; Testudines; Dermochelyidae.
UAGGUCAGGGUUUGCUGAUAGUUUCUGUUAGAGCAGUGAACUCUGAAUUAGUCCCAGCCUCUUUAAAAUGCUAUGAGGUAGCAGGGAGUAGAGAAAUCAAGGAGCUGACUGCAGAAGUGGAACAAUGUCCUGACAGAUGGCAAGAGGCCAUGCUUUUCCACUGACAUCCGCCACGAUUCAAUCAGGCCAUGGUUAGAUUUAAAGUGGCAGUGGCGCUCCACAUACUCUUCAGCUGGAUUUACAGAGGUGUCAUAAACGUUCACUGCUCUGGAUACGUGUGGAUAGAGCCAGCUCCAGUCAUUCAGAUGGGUUUGAACAUUUCUAUAAAUUGCCACUCUACGGUAAACUGUCAAAUGGCAAAGUUAUACAUGAUACUAAAUGAAACUCAUAUAGAAGAGAAAUUAUUAACAACAAUAAACAAAACUACAGUACAACUUCAGCUUCGUGAUUUCAGGAAACCAUAUUCCACUGUCCUAUGUUAUGCCAAGUGUCCCAGCAAAGCGGCAAAUAUGAUAGUAUGUGGAACACAGUUUUCUGCAGGAUAUCCACCGGACAGUCCAACCAAUUUAACUUGUGUCAUUUAUGAACAUUCAGACCACCUAACUUGUGCUUGGGACGCAGGGAAGUACACCUACCUAAGUACUAAUUACAUUCUCUACCUGAAGAGUUUACAGACAGAGGAGGAGAAAGCAUUUCCUUCGAAUGCAGCACACAACGUUUCAUUGAGCAAAUUACAAGGAGGCAAACUGUAUUCUAUUUGGGUCCAAGCCAAAAAUGACCUGGGCACAGCACAUUCGGAGCAUCUGCAAGUUAACCUUGAGGAUUUAGUGAUACCAGCUACACCUGUUGUCACCAAUGUUGAAACUACAGACAGCUCAGCACCGAAAACCAUACUCCACUGGAAAAAGCAAACAUCCAUGGAGAACGUAUAUUGUGAAGAGAGACACAAAGCACUGGCAGACCAAACUUGGCAUAUGAAAGAAUGGGACAUAAAUGUGACAAGAGGGCCACACCCAGACUACAGCCUGGAGGCGAACACAGAGUAUGAGUUUCAAGUGAGAUGCCGAUUAAUUCUUGCCAAAAGCUAUUGGAGUGGAUGGAGUGCGCCCUUUAUUUACAAAACCCCAGAAGCAGCACCUUCUAAAAUCCUGGAUGUGUGGAGGGUUAUGGGUCCAGUAUACAUGAACGGUAGCCGAGAAGUGACGGUCUUGAUAAAGCCUCUCGCUCCAAAAGAUGCCAGAGGAAGAAUUCUGGGUUACACUGUGUUCCAUGAAAGUCAGGGAGAAAUGAUUAACUUAUGUAACACAUCAGACACCAAAUGCAAAGUUCUGGUUUCCCCAGCAAUGCGUACCAUCCAUGUGACUGCAUAUAAUUCAAAGGGAAGUUCCAUGCCAGCCGGUAUAACAGUGACCCAAGAGCACAGUAAUUUUAACGAUUUCCUAUCCCCCAUCAACAUGCAGAUUAGCCAUGAUGACAACAGAGGAAUCUCUGUCAAAUGGGAACUGCCUAAAAACAUUGGAAGAUCAGUUCUGUGGUUCAUAGUUGAAUGGAUUUCUGCAGCUCAGCAUAAUCAGCAACACGAUUUUUUAUGGAAGAAAAUCCCCAGCCAGGAUACAUUUACAUAUAUAGAGGGCAACAUCACAUCAGGAAUUCACAUGAACCUUUCAGUAUAUGCAGUGUAUCAUGAUGGAAUAAGCAAGCCAUGUCUUGGCCAGCUCUAUCUGGUGGAUUUAGUGAAAAGGCUUCCAAACACAAGCAUUUAUACUGAACCUGUAAUCGUCGCCACAGCUACAGGGGAGAUUUCCUAUGAUAAUGAUGGAGAAGUUUUUUGGGGAAUAGGCACUGGUGCGAUCAUACUAUCAAUUGUUUUCUUAACUUUGAUAUUUAAAAAAUCACUUAGAAAAAGAGUUAGCACAGCACUUGCAUCAUUGGCACCAAAAUGGCUGACUGAAGAUUUUCCUAAUGUGGAAAACAGCAGUGUGGUAAAGUCACUCCAGGAAAAAUGUGAUUUAAUGAGUAGCAAUUCCACCCACUUGUUCUUGAAUAAUUGUGACCCAAUCGUUACGGAAGUACUAGAGACAUCACUGCAGGAGGAGUGCAAGACCACAGACACCAAAAAGGGAAACAGAAAAAUGGCCACUGAGCAUAUGGACAUCUCUCAAAACUCACUGCUUGUCAGCACUCCAGACACUGAGCAGAACAAUGGCUAUAAGCCCCAGGUUUCCAACAGAAGCCGACUGGGAAACGUAUUUAGUAAUACUUACGAAACACAGGCCCAAGCACUGGAUCCAAACACAUAUCUCUCAAGCCAAGAUACACAUGUUUUCUUAAAAGAUUAUACAAGUCCUAUUACUUCCUUGUGGAAUGCUGAAGGAACUGGGAGCAAUACAUUUUUACUUGAGAAGAUUAACCUCAUUUUAAACAACAACAGAAGUGGACAGAGCAACACUUUCUGUACAACAGAUGAAGAACCUAAUACACUUUUGGAAAACCAGUGGAAGAGUCCACCAUCCACUGAAAAUGUUCAAGAGCAGUCAUUAGUUCCAGAUGAGUUGGUCUCUUGCUUAGGAGUGGUGACUGAAGAAUCCAUAGGUAUAAAGUCCUAUUUUCCACAAACUGUUGGUAAGCUAUUUCAAUAGAAAUAAUUGUAAUAAAGAAAUAAAACUAUUUUAUGGCCAUAAUA